UCGCCUCGAUUGCUCGAGUCGAUCGAAUUUGUCUUCCUUGGUCCACCGUCUAUUCGCACCGGCGAGCCCCCCUUUCCGCUUUGGGCCAUUGCCAACGGGGACAGAAAUGCUUAAACGUCUCUAAUAAUGAGUCUUGGUGUUUUACACGGUGAUUUCUACUACGCACCGAGAGAGCGCAAUGAAACAUCUUGGCUUUAUAUGAUCGAACAGUCGGUUCUUCAUCUACCUUACAACAAGGAAAAUUAUGUCUUUAGUCCAAAAAACUUCGGUAAUCAUGAAGAGAAAGAUUUGGAGCUUGAUACACAAAGUCCAAACCAGACGAGACGAGCACCGUUUCCGCUACCUCCUCUUCGAAGCAAGUCGACUGGAAAGAUGGUCUUUUCCCUGCUGAUGAAAAAGGCGAUUCUACUGUCUGCGUUUACGUCCACAUGUGUAAUGUGUCAAUGCAGAACAAAGCUGUCUAUAAUAAUGCAAUGGUAAGGAAGAGUUAUUAUUAUCAAGAUGAGAGCGGACCUUCAGUAAAUUGGUGAAG
This is a messenger RNA of Cimex lectularius (bed bug), 532 nucleotides long. Its product is annotated as homogentisate 1,2-dioxygenase-like. The transcript has 3 exons. The record is from RefSeq and is a predicted model, not a curated record. Lineage: Eukaryota; Metazoa; Arthropoda; Insecta; Hemiptera; Cimicidae. The coding region runs from base 127 to 480 and encodes 117 amino acids.